AUGGAGAGAAAGAAGGAUCUAAUGGAAAGCCAAAGAGGAGCAAUAAUCUACGGCCACCAGCACAGAGAUUCUUUUCGUACCAUUGUAGCUGCAAUUGGUUGCAGCAAAUUUUCUAUGUGGAAUGUCAUAAAGGAGUUCAGUAGGUCAGACACAGAAGUGCAAAAAAAAAAAAAAAGGCCUGGCCGCCCAAAAACCCUAACCCAAUCUGACCAGGAAAACUUAAAAAAGUUAGUAACCAACGGCAACCGCCGUCUUAACCUCCUUCAAAUCACCAAUCUUCGUAACUGCCAUAGUGAAAAAAAGGUUUCCAAAAGUACCGCCCUUGCACAUCAAGACUGGACUGUUGAUAAUUUUAAGCAGGUAUUAUGGUCAGAUGAAACCACUAUUCGUCUCUUUCAAGAUUCUCCUGGCCAUGAUAAUGCAAGACCCCAUGUUGCUACGGUAGCGAAAGAAUUUUUGGAAGAGCCGGGUAGUCUUGAUGAGCUGGAUGCUCUUGUUAAAAAGGCAUGGAAUGAUAUACCACCAGAAUUAAUACGACGGUUAAUCACCAGCAUGCCCGAUCGAGUUGCCGCUUGCAUAAAAGCUAAAAAGGGACCCAUAAAAUAUUAA
Dentiscutata heterogama is the source of this 609-nucleotide messenger RNA. The record is from the annotation of a GenBank genome assembly. Lineage: Eukaryota; Fungi; Glomeromycota; Glomeromycetes; Diversisporales; Gigasporaceae.